CUCUGGAUGGCAAAUGGUUCAAUCGAAAAGUUCUGGGAAUAAAUCAUGCCAGCCAGUAUGUUCAAAGCCCUGUGUUAAUGGGACAUGCAUAGCCCCUGAAAAAUGCGAAUGCAAAAAGGGUUAUGUCAAGUUAGAUAACUAUAGCUGCAAGCCGUUCUGCUCAAGUGGCUGUCCCCAUGGUAAUUGUGUUGCACCCGAAACUUGUGAUUGCGACUCAGGAUGGCAAAUGGUUCGAUCGAAAAGUUCUGGGGAUAAAUCGUGCAAGCCAGUAUGUUCGAAGCCCUGUGUUAAUGGAAGUUGCAUAGCCCCUGAAAAAUGCGAAUGCAAAGAGGGCUAUGUUCAGUCAGACACUUACAACUGCAAGCCUUUCUGCUCCAGUCGAUGUCCCCACGGCAGAUGUUUUGCACCAGAAAUAUGUGUCUGUGACCCAGGAUGGCAAAUGGUUCAAUCGAAAAGUUCUGGCGAUAAGUCUUGCCAGCCUAUUUGCUCCAAUCCCUGUGUUAAUGGAAGUUGCAUAGCCCCUGAAAAAUGCGAAUGCAAAAAGGGUUAUGUCAAGUUAGAUAACUAUAGCUGCAAGCCGUUCUGUUCAAGUGGCUGUCCCCAUGGUAGUUGUGUUGCACCCGAAACUUGUGACUGUGAUUCAGGAUGGCAAAUGGUUCAAUCGAAUGGGUCUAUGGAUAAGUCUUGCCAGCCUAUUUGCUCAAAGCCCUGUGUAAAUGGGACGUGCGUAGGCCCUGAUAAAUGCGAAUGCAAAAAGGGUUAUGUCAGGUUAGAUAACUACAGCUGUGGACCAUUCUGCUCCAGUCGAUGUUCCCAUGGAACUUGUAUUGCUCCAGAAACUUGUGUCUGUGACCCAGGAUGGCAAAUGGUUCAGUCGAAAAGUUCUGGGGAUAAGUCUUGCCAGCCAGUAUGUUCAAAGCCCUGUGUUAAUGGAAGUUGCAUAGCCCCUGAAAAAUGCGAAUGCGAAAAGGGUUAUGUCAAGUUAGAUAACUACAGCUGUGGACCAUUCUGCUCUAGUAAAUGCUCGCAUGGAACUUGUGUUGCUCCAGAAACUUGUGUCUGUGACCCAGGAUGGCAAAUGGUUCAAUCGAAAAGUUCUGGGGAUAAGUCUUGCCAGCCAGUAUGUUCAAAGCCCUGUGUUAAUGGAAGUUGCAUAGCCCCUGAAAAAUGCGAAUGCGAAAAGGGUUAUGUCAAGUUAGAUAACUAUAGCUGUGGACCAUUCUGCUCUAGUAAAUGCUCGCAUGGAACUUGUGUUGCUCCAGAAACUUGUGUCUGUGACCCAGGAUGGCAAAUGGUUCAAUCGAAUCUCUCUGCGGAUAAGUCUUGCCAGCCUAUUUGCUCAAAUCCCUGUGUUAAUGGAAGUUGCAUAGCCCCUGAAAAAUGCGAAUGCAAAAAGGGUUAUGUCAAGUUAGAUAACUAUAGCUGCAAGCCGUUCUGCUCAAGUGGCUGUCCCCAUGGUAGUUGUGUUGCACCCGAAACUUGUGACUGUGAUUCAGGAUGGCAAAUGGUUCAAUCGAAUGGGUCCAUGGAUAAGUCUUGCCAUCCUAUUUGCUCAAAGCCCUGUGUAAAUGGGACGUGCGUAGGCCCUGAUAAAUGCGAAUGCAAGAAGGGUUAUGUCAGGUUAGAUAACUACAGCUGUGGACCAUUUUGUUCCAGUCGAUGUCCCCAUGGUAGUUGUGUUGCUCCAGAAAUAUGCAGCUGUGACCCAGGAUGGCAAAUGGUUCAAUCGAAAAGUUCUGGGGAUAAGUCUUGCCAGCCUAUUUGCUCAAAGCCCUGUGUUAAUGGGACAUGCAUAGCCCCUGAAAAAUGCGAAUGUAAAGAGGGCUACGGUCAGUCAGAAUCCUACAACUGCAAGCCUUUCUGCUCCAGUCGAUGUCCCCACGGCAGUUGUGUUGCCCCAGAAAUAUGUGUCUGUAACCCAGGAUGGCAAAUGGUUCAAUCGAAAAGUUCUGGGGAUAAAUCGUGCAAGCCAGUCUGUUCAAAGCCCUGCGUUAAUGGGACAUGCAUAGCCCCUGAAAAAUGCGAAUGCAAAGAGGGUUAUAUCAGGUCAGAUAACUACAGCUGUGGACCAUUCUGCUCCAGUCGAUGUCCCCAUGGAACUUGUUUUGCUCCAGAAACUUGUAUCUGUGACCCAGGAUGGCAAAUGGUUCAAUCGAAUGGCUCUGUACAUGAGUCUUGUCAGCCUAUUUGCUCAAAGCCCUGUGUUAAUGGAAGUUGCGUAGCCCCUGAUAAAUGCGAAUGUAAAAAAGGUUAUGUAAAGUCAGACACCUGCAGCUGCAAGCCUUUAUGCUCAAGCGGCUGUCCCCAUGGUAGUUGUGUUGCACCCGAAACUUGUGACUGCGACCCAGGAUGGCAAAUGGUUCAAUCGAAUGGCUCUGUGAAUAAAUUUUGCCAGCCGAUGUGUUCAAAGCCCUGUGAGAAUGGAACAUGCGUGGCCCCAGAGACUUGUGAAUGUCUUCCUGGUUAUAUGAAGCUAGGUUAUAUUUGUCAGCCGGACUGUGGAGAUCGGUGUCUGAAUGGUAUCUGCACGAGUCCUGGUAUUUGUUCGUGCAAUCCGGGAUGGUACAAAAGUGACUUCAAUGGUACGUGCGUGGCAGAUACGCCAGAAGUUGGUGCAAGUGAGGAAAACUGGGUGCUGUCUAACUGGAUAUACAUCUUAGCCGUUGUAAGCUCCGUAUUAUUGGUGAUAAUCAUGGCGUGUCUUAUAAUAUAUUUCAAAAGGAAGAACCCCAAGAUUGAUGAAUCCGUGGAACUUCCAGCUCAAGAAAUAAAGUCAAAAUUUAUAAGUAAGAAGAGACAGGCGUACAACAUUAGCAGUCAAAAUUCAGAGCUUUAAUAUUUAUAAUAUACAAACUCAGCAUUUUUCGAAAGUCAAAAUCAAAAGAACGUUAAUAAUAAUAAUAAUCUAGGUAG
Messenger RNA from Helicoverpa zea (corn earworm), 2913 nucleotides. RefSeq names its product multiple epidermal growth factor-like domains protein 10. Lineage: Eukaryota; Metazoa; Arthropoda; Insecta; Lepidoptera; Noctuidae. The coding region runs from base 14 to 2836 and encodes 940 amino acids. The record is from RefSeq and is a predicted model, not a curated record. The transcript has 3 exons.